Messenger RNA from Leptonychotes weddellii (Weddell seal), 2175 nucleotides. Lineage: Eukaryota; Metazoa; Chordata; Mammalia; Carnivora; Phocidae. The record is from RefSeq and is a predicted model, not a curated record.
AUGUUCCCAGCCAACCUGGUGGAAGCCACAUUCAAACAGUACCGCACCAAGACCACCCCCGUUGUCAAAUCCCCCAAGAUGGCAUGGGAGGAGACCCCUCCUCGGCAGAUCCUCGUCUAUGGGGUCCAGGAAGAGAAUGGCUCUCGUGUUCAGAACUUCGCCCUGGACCUGACCCCACCACCUGAGGUUGUUUACAAGUCAGAGCCUGAUACCAUCGACGGCAUGAACGUGCUGGGCAUUGUCAUCUUCUCUGCCACCAUGGGCAUCAUGCUGGGCCGCAUGGGUGACAGCGGAACCCCUCUAGUCAGCUUUUGCCAGUGCCUCAAUGAGUCUGUCAUGAAGAUUGUGGCGGUGGCUGUGUGGUACUUCCCCUUCGGCAUUGUGUUCCUCAUCGCUGGCAAGAUCCUGGAGAUGGAUGACCCCACGGCUGUCAGAAAGAAGCUGGGCUUCUAUGCGGUCACUGUGGUGUGUGGCCUGGUGGUCCACGGCCUCUUCAUCCUGCCCCUGCUCUACUUCUUCAUUACCAAAAAGAACCCCAUUGUCUUCAUCCGCGGUGUCCUCCAGGCCCUGCUCAUCGCACUAGCCACCUCCUCCAGCUCAGCCACACUGCCCAUCACCUUCAAGUGCCUGCUGGAAAACAACCACAUUGACCGGCGCAUUGCCCGCUUUGUGCUGCCUGUGGGCGCCACCAUCAACAUGGACGGCACCGCACUCUACGAGGCUGUGGCCGCCAUCUUCAUUGCCCAGGUCAACAAUUAUGAGCUGGACUUCGGCCAGAUCAUCACCAUCAGCAUCACGGCCACCGCGGCCAGCAUCGGGGCGGCUGGCAUCCCCCAGGCUGGGCUCGUCACCAUGGUCAUUGUGCUGACGUCCGUGGGACUGCCCACUGACGACAUCACCCUCAUCAUCGCUGUCGACUGGGCUCUGGACCGCUUCCGCACCAUGAUUAACGUGCUGGGUGAUGCGCUGGCGGCCGGGAUCAUGGCCCACAUCUGCCGGAAGGACUUUGCUCAGGAAACAGGCACUGAGAAACUGCCGCCCUGUGAGACCAAGCCGGUGAGCCUCCAGGAGAUCGUGGCAACCCAGCAGAACGGCUGUGUGAAGAGCGUGGCUGAGGCCUCAGAGCUGACCCUGGGUCCCGCCUGUCCCCACCACAUCCCCGUCCAGGUGGAGCAGGACGAGGAGUCAGCUGCCACCUGUCUGGACCACUGCACCAUUGAGAUUAGUGAGCUUGAGACCAAUGUCUGAGCCUGCAGGGCCGCAGGGGCCAGGGGAGGCCUCCAGGGUUAGGCGCCAAGGGCAAGAUCUCAACUCACCUACUUUUCUGAGCACCUGCCAGGAGCCAGGCUCACACACUCUUCCCACCCUUGAGAGGCCAGAAUGAGCCCCACUUGUCAGACAGUGGAGUUCCGGAAAGGGAAAAACCGCAGGUGGGAGCCCCAGCUGGAGAAUGAUGAGCCGGCAUGGCCUAAGCCCCGGCUGUGACAUGUCUACUGUGAUGGCCUAGGAGGGUGGCAGGCAGGCACUAUAUGGUCUCACUUUCUGGAUCACACAGUUGAGGCUCUGUGAGCUGCAAACAUUCACGCCAGGUCUCAGCAAAUAAUGUCAGGGCCAGGACUCUCACUCAAGUCUUUCAAGCCUUGGCCACUCCUUCCCAGAGAACGGGGGCCUGCAGGGCCAGACGCCAAGGGUUUCUGCCCCCCUCCAGGAGCUCUGAGCCACCACUACCUUCAGUUUAUGAAGACAUAACAACAGCCUGGUUCUGCCCCAGCUGUGUCCCUGCCCAGGCCCGUCCCCCUCCCUGCCCUGUAACACGUGGCCUCAGACAAAGCUCUCCCCGAGGACAGCCCAGCCCAAGGCUGAGGCCCACUGCCUGCCGCGUGCCACAGCCCAUCCCAGCAGUUGUCUCUCACAAAGCUCAGCUGACGUGGAGAGGGGAUGUCUUCAGAAGAGCUGCAGGGACCCUUAGAGACAUCUGGGCCAGCCUGCCACAGGAUAGGUAGGCCAGCCAGGACUGGGGAGGCAGGCGUGAUGGGAUGCUUUGGUCAAGUUGCCCAUGGAGCCCUGGGGUCAGCCCUCUACGCAAGCCUGUGUGACGAAGUGGUGUUAGAUUUUCUACUCCUUUCUGUGUUUGCAUAUUCAGUGAUAACUAAAUAAAGGUAUUUUGUUUUUUAA